Molecule: messenger RNA, 2124 nt
Organism: Mucor velutinosus
Lineage: Eukaryota; Fungi; Mucoromycota; Mucoromycetes; Mucorales; Mucoraceae
Product: ARF-binding protein
Exons: 2
Coding region: 1-2124 (707 amino acids)
Cellular component (GO): cytosol
Molecular function (GO): NADPH-hemoprotein reductase activity; FMN binding; flavin adenine dinucleotide binding
Source: RefSeq, a predicted model, not a curated record
AUGGCUUCUUCUUCAUCGACCUCCGUAAGAAGAAACAAACGCAAAAGAUCAGGCUUUAUUCUCGCAUUAGCACCAUAUCGAAUGCUGACGUUUUUCGUGAAAUGUUUGUUUUCUUUGGGCACCGCCAUUCUAAUGCUAAGAAGACUGUACACUGUUGACGACGAAAACAAAAAGCAGCAGAAAAAGAAGAAUGCUAUCAAGCAGCAGACACUGAACACCAUUUCAUCCAUUAUGAAAUCAAACAAUCAGCAGCUCGUCAUCUUUUACGGCUCUCAAACUGGUACGGCUGAAGGCUAUGCUCACAGGAUUGCAAAAGACUACAAGAGAAAGUAUCAUCUGGAUGCCAUGGUUGCUUGUCUCGAUCAGUAUGACAUGAAAUAUCUCGACACAGUCCCUGGAAUUGCCGUUUUUGUUGUUGCCUCUUAUGGUGAAGGAGAGCCCACAGACAAUGCUGCUUCUUUUUACAGUCUUCUGGAUAGAUACACUGCCAAAAAUGAUCUGCCUUUCUCUCAUCUUCGUUACUGCAUAUUUGGAUUGGGAAACAGCUCUUAUCCGGUGUUCAAUGGAGCAUCCAAGACGCUGGAUAGAAGGAUGAAUCAGUUGGGUGCACAACGGCUUGGUGAAAGAGGCCAGGGAGAUGACAAUAGCUCUAUGGAAGAAGAUUUCAUGCAAUGGUCUAAUCAUGUUCUGUGGCCACAAUUGGAGAAAGCUCUGAGCUUGACAGUAGAUGCAGAUCAUAAUAAGGAUGAUGUUGCCUCCAUCUUGACAACAUACACAGUAACAGAGAUUGAGAAAUUGAAGGCAGAUUGCGUAUGUCUUGGUGAGCAAAGCUCUCCAUGUGAUAAGGCUUCAUACAGCUCGUCCAACCCAUACCUUGCUCCUGUCCAGAUUCGCAGCUUACUAGACAAUAACGAUUCCAACGAGCGACAUUGCAUGCAUAUUGAUAUCGACCUAAGUGGAUCUAAUCUCACUUAUCAAGCUGGUGAUCACAUAGCCAUGUUUCCAAUCCAUACCGAGGAAAUGGUCCAGAGAACAGCUAGCAUGUUUGGUAUUGCCGAUAAACUCGACACCGUCAUCCACAUUAUACCCACAGCAGAAAAUACAAUCGGAAAAUCAGCAUUCCCUACGCCAACUACAUACCAAACAGCUCUUCGCCGCCAUCUUGAUAUCUCUAAAGUUCCCAGCCGUCAAGAUUUGAAACUAAUCAAUGUCUUUGCUUCAUCUGCUGCUUCCAAAACACUGCUUGCUGAACUCGCUGGUGAUUUGAUUCGAUACAAAACAACUGUUGUUGAUGCACGUUUGACAUUAGUGGAGGUGUUGGAUCUAGUUUGCAAAGAAGGCGAGACCUUUAGUAGUGUUCCAUUUGCUCUUUUAAUUGACAUUUUUGCAAGACUUCAACCUCGUUUUUAUUCCAUCUCAUCCUCCAACACGGAAAAUGCGUCCUCAGCCUCCGUAACCUGUGUCACCCUUCAGUAUCAGCCCAUAAAAUCCAGCAAACGCACCGUAUACGGCAUCAACACCAACUACCUUUGGAGUGUGUAUGAGCACAGCGAGCAUAUUGAGUCUAUCUUACCCAUUCGGUACGCUGCACCAACUGAAAACAAGUUGCCUAUCUACAUCCGGGAAGCAAAUAAUUUUAAGAUGCCUCGAAACAUUUCUAUUCCCAUCAUCAUGGUCGGCCCUGGAACUGGUGUAGCACCUUUCCGAGGAUUUGUGCGUGAGCGUGCCUUCCUGAAGCAAUCAAACAAUGCCCAAGUGGGUACCACCAUCUUGUUUUUCGGCUGUCGUAACCAUCAAGACUAUCUGUACAAGGAUGAAUGGCCAUCAUUGUUCAAAACACUAGGCAAUAGUUCCAAGAUCAUCACUGCCUUUUCUAGGGAGACUGCCUCUAAAAUGUAUGUGCAGCAUCAAAUCAAGAUCCAUGGUCAAGAGGUUUGGGAUCUACUAUCUAGUCAUGGAGCCCAUUUGUAUGUUUGUGGUGACGCCAACAAGAUGGCGCGUGAUGUAUAUCGUUGUAUUAUCGAUGUAGUUAUCGAACAUGGCAGCAUGACCGAGGCAGACGCCAUCCGUUUCGUUGCUGAUCUCAAAAAGCAAAAUAGAUACCAAGAAGAUGUUUGGGCUUGA